This is a messenger RNA of Lates calcarifer (barramundi perch), 5875 nucleotides long. RefSeq names its product transmembrane protein 102 (gene tmem102). The record is from RefSeq and is a predicted model, not a curated record. Lineage: Eukaryota; Metazoa; Chordata; Actinopteri; Centropomidae.
AUGGAGUCCCUGAUGAGUGCGGUGGCACCGCGCUCUCCAGCCCCCGCCAAGAAGCUGUCAGAGGUGGACUUCCGGUCGGGGGCCACCUUGGAGCAGCUGUCGGCACAGGUGUCUGAGCUGGUACUACUGGAGCAGGGGGAGUUUGGGGACCAGACCGCCUUAGAGGUCCACACAGCCAAGGACUUUAUCUUCAACAUGCUAGGCUUAGUCCAGAAGGUGGACCAGCGCCUCCCGGUGGCCAACGAGUACCUGCUGCUGUCAGGAGGGGCCCGGGAGGGGGUCCUGGACCUCAACCCUGAGGACCUGGGGGACUACGCAAAAGGGGCCGAUUUUGACCUGGACUUCACCCUGCUGGUGCCCGCCCUGAAGCUCCACGAUCGCAACCAGCCCGUCACGCUGGACAUGAGACACUCCCCGCCGUGCCACUCAUGGCUCAGCCUCCGCCUCUGCGACUCCAACAUCCUGUCCCGCUGGAGCAUCUGCUGUCAGGAGGAGAAUGGACUACCUACUGAGGAAGAUGAGGAGGAAGAGGGGGAGAUGGGUAAAGGCUCCAUCCCUUCCCUGGGCUCUCCUCAGUCUCUGGAUGGAUGCUACUUCUCUCCCACCCUGGUGACAGACUGGUUCUGGGGAGUGGUGAGUGAGGCUGUAGAGGAGCUGAGGCGUAGCCCCCAGAGAGGCAUCCCCACCCCAGAAAGACUGGAGAGGAACGGUCCCCUCACUACCAUCAUCCUCCAGGCGGGUUCUAGCCGGGUGCUGUACGACCUGCUGCCUGUGGUGUCAUUCCGGGGCUGGCCUGCCGUGGCCCAAGGCUGGCUGACUGCCAACCACUUCUGGGAUGGUAAAAUCACAGAGGAGGAGGCCAUAUCUGGCUUCUAUCUGCUGCCCUGUUGCUCCCCGCUGGGUGGCCGGCCCGACAGGGAGUGGAGGCUGGCAUUCUCACGCAGCGAGGUUCAGUUGAAGAAGUGCAUCCCUUUCCCCAUGGCUCAGGCUUUCCAAGCAGCUAAGGCGGUUCUCUCUCGUAUCCUGGCUCGUCCUCGUACAGGCCUCAGCCUCUACCACCUGCGCACCCUUCUCUUCUGGGCCUGUGACCGACUUCCUGCCGCCUACCUGUCCUGCUCCGACGCCGACACCCCAGGUCGCCUCCUCCUCGGCCUCCUGGAUGACCUGGCUCAUUGCAUCCUGGGUAAAAACUGCCCAAACUACUUCCUGCCGCAGUGCAACAUGUUGGAGCACCUGACUGACAGCCAGGCGCUGCUGGUCGCCCGCAAACUGGCCCACGUGCGCUCAGAUCCCAGCGAGCACCUCCGGGCGGCUCUGGACCAAGCCCAGCAGGCGGGCCAGCUGAAGAAGGAGCUCACGGCCAGCACCAACGGCCACGGCUCCCCCGGGCACCACCCAGCCAAUGGCAUCAUUUCGCCCUCGGAGGACAAGCUGGCGCAGCGACUGCAGCAGCUGGUCACAGAGAACCCCGGGAAAUCCAUAUCCGUCUUCCUGAACCCCGAUGAUGUCACCAGGCCGCACUUCCGCAUCGACGACAAGUUCUACUGAGGCAGACAUGCUGCAGAGAAAACACGUGGAAAUGUGUGUGUUAAGCUUCGAAACACACUCUGAAAAAGCUCUGAGACGUCACAUCAGAGGGGACGGAGACUGAAAAUCAGGCAGGUGUUUUUCUUCAAAACACAGCUGGCCUGAAACUGAGCACACUCCUCCUCCUCUUCACCACCCUGAGGCUCAGCAGAGCCUUGCUGCUUGACUGACUCUUUAAACCAAAAACACACAUGUCCCACUACUGACAGAUGACGUCCAGUUUAGGGGACGUCGCACAAUAGACAUGAUGUCACCGAGCUGUUGCCACGGAGACGGCCCUCUCCUAACGAGCUGGCCUUAACGAGACUUAUCAGCUGGUGCUAAAAAGGACAAGGGCCGGCUUUAGUCAUGUGAAAUCCAGUCUGACAGAGAUCAACACAGAGUGUGUGUGUGUGUGUGUGUGUGUGUGUGUGUGUGUGUGCGCGUGCGCGUGUGUGUGUGUACAUUUGUAAAGACAGAGGGAGAAAAGCUCCUUGAUUGCUGCAUUUCUCCCCCUUUUAUUUUAGAUCAGAGUGGGCGACGGCUGAAUUACAAUGGAAAAACAAGGUGUGGCUGAUGUAACUGAAUGUAAUAUUGUGAGGAGAACCGCCGAGUCUUUGAACAAAGAGUCUCUUCUCCCUUUCAACUACAGUUUAGCUCGUUUUUCUGACCCCCACGCCUCAAUUUAAAGGAUCUCUUCACUUUUUUUUUUAGUCUUUCUCAGGUAUUCAUAAUACUUAUCAUUUUUUAUGUCUGUAAUUCCAUUUUAAGGUCUUUAACUAUAUUUCAAUGCCGCUUAUAUUUCAUUGGGUAAUUGAAUGUACCAAAGAGCUAUGUUCGAGCAGUUCUGCAGAGAGAAACAUGCUUACACAUCCCUAAAUAUCUUAUUUUGAAGACGCUACUGAAUCAUGGUCAGAAUGUUAAUUCGCCUUUUCUCCUUCAAAGGGCCCAGUCACACCAGCGUGUGAAGGAGUGAAAUUUAGUGGCAGAAUGUGAAAGUGAUAAGUGGAUUCGCUCAUUAGGCGAAGUAGAGAAGCUCAAACCCAUCACAUCAACUUCAGCUUUCGGUGAACUUGACCGAUUGCAAGCUGUCUCAACAGAGCCGACGUUGAAAAUGGAGGGAGCUGUUGUAGCUUAUUAGCUGUGUUGCACCAUCCAAUUGUAUUUAAUCUCCUUUGAUGGAGUAACUGCGCCACAAAGAGAUGGUUCACAGUUACAAAUGUUACAAAUGUGUCUCUUGAAAACUGUGUGUGAACUUCCUGCCUCUUAGCAAUUGAGUUAAUGAGCUUCUAACUGACAGUUAUCAAGCACUUAGCAAGCUUUUUUUCCUCCCUGUGUGUCCUCCUCUGUGCUGACAUGAUGUACAAUCUUGAGAACAAAAUACCAGGGGGAGUUAACAGACCAGUACAGAGCUCAGAACACUAGCCUGUCUUAGUGCAGUAGUUCACCAACUAGCCGUGCGAGCAGUCGCUACCAAAAAACCCAAACCUUUUCAGGGAAAAUGUUUUAAUAAUUUCUGAUUCCACUAUCACACCAUGAUGCCACAGGGCUUUUAUUUUGUCACAUAUGGCAGUAAAAUGAAUACUCAUUAAACGAGUAUACUGAAUGGCUCGGGGACAUUAACAUGAGCAUUUUCACAGUUUUCACAUCAUUUUACAGACAAAAUGUCAAAGAUGAAAAUGAUCGUUAGUUGCAACCCAAAUCACUGCCUCCAGAACCACAUAUAUAUUCACAUACAGGCUAAUUUCACUGUGCCACUUUCUGGACGUGCCCAGGCCUUGGAAACAGGCCUGAUGGGGAAGUAAAUGAAUUGCACUGGUUAUUUUUAAGAGAAAGAUGUAAUUGCAGCUUGUGUUAUGGUAGGUCCUUUAUAAGGGAUUUAGAACAUUUCAAACCCUGUGUAUGGAGAUAUGAGGAAUCAAGUAGCAGCAGUGUAUUUUCAAGUUAAAAAAAAACAUCUGAGCAAAAAGACAGGUACAGAGUAGCUGUUGAAUCAGGAUUUUUUGGUCUAUUUAUCCAACAUAGUUGCAACUAAGUCAAGGUACUUUACCUUCAAAAUGUCCCACAAAGGAUCAGGGUGUGUUGAACAUCUUGUUCCACAUCGUGUGAGCGUGUGUAUUAACUUUCUGUUGAGGAAAAGUUACAGUUUCGUGUGCGUCGUUUGAUUUUCUUGUAGACUAGUUCUGACUUGACUGAUUCUCAUAAUUGUCCCCUGUCUCCUCUGCUUGGUUGGUCUUUUUUAAUGAGCUGUGUAUGUGUGUGUGUGUGUGUGUGUGUGUGUAGAUAUACGCGCAUGUGUUGGUGUGUGAGCACUCACCGAGAGACAAACCAAGCAGCAGGACGCAGACAGCCGCCCAGAUGCUGCCCAUUGAAUUAUCCCCUCAGUGGGUGUGUGUUAGUCGCUGGGCCCUAUCGUUCCUCAGCAGACGGGAGCUACCCACAGGGGGAUGGAGGGAUGCAUGGAGGAUGGAUGGAUAGAGGGAGAUGGGCCCUUCUACGGUCCUUUUGAAGAGAUUUGAAGUGGGAAGAUGGGCCUUGCGGGGCCUGGACAGCUGCCUCUCUUUGGGACUGUUGCAGUUUCUCUCUGCCUGUUUCUCUGCUGGCUUCUUUCUCUCAUUUUCUCAUAGCUCUUUUUCACUUCAUCCCAUCUACACUUCCCCUCAGAGGUUUGCUGUUUUUCUGUCUUUUAGUACUGACGGUCCAGAGCCACAAAAAGCUCCUAAAACUUGGUUCUACUCCAACCUUAUGUUUACACUGUUAGCAACCACGCUGCUGCAGUGCCAUUCAGCUGAUUUGAUUAGGAGCUGUGCAGAGGCAGUAAACGGUGUGGUGGCAACAAGUGUAACCAGACAAGCAGUAAUUUACUCCCUUCUACUUACAUUAUUUUCACUUGUUUUACCUUAAUGAAUUUGAGACGUAAAGUUGUCUGAACACUAUCUGCAAACAAACUGAUGGGUAAACUCUGAUUAAAUUGGGUUUACCGAGCACUGAAACGCUGCUUCCAAUGUUGGUGCACAGGCAGGGUACAAAAUGCUACAAGCACACGAUGGGUUACAGUGAAGUUUACAUAAAUAUAAAGGUGACGGGGUUAAUUGAGUUGAUUUUUAAGCUACUGGUGGAAUGUUUUUCCUUCAGACAGGUGUAUGAAUAUUUCUGAGUCUUGUGUUACGCUGUCAGCUCUCAGAGUCUGGGUCUACAAAUUUCAUGCUCUUACUACUGAAUGAAUUUUUUAUAGCGUCUUGUCUGUACUGCUGAUGUUGUGUGUGUGUGUGUGUGUGUGUGUGUGUGUGUGUGUGUGUGUGAGUGUGAGAAACGAAUCUGAGGAAAAACCAAAGCGUGAUGUGGAGGUGGAACAGAAUGUCUAAGCAGGGUGUGUGUAUUCAGCACGCCGGGUGUCAGAGGAUUGAUUGGUGUUUUUCAGCACUUUGUCCAGGACGGGCCCCGACUGUCGUUAACCCCAACCUGUACAAGUUUUUAAAAAGUCAUAUAGAUAACAGCAUUUAUUUAUUGGAAAGAAUAGUUAAUGUAAAGGUACUUUUCACAUUUCCCUCUUUGAUGUUUGACUGAGAGUGGAGUGUAAAACGUGUCAGGUGUGUGUCACACUUUGUACCUUAAUGGGCCUAGUUAGAGAUUACUAGACACUGGAAACAAUCAAUGUUUUUUCCUGAAUUGUACACAUGAAAUCUUUGUGGAGAGUAUCAAAUCCUGUAUUUUACAAUGGUGUCAGUUUAUAGAUAUGCAAUCAAAUCCCGUGUGGAAAGGCCUGUCAUUUACAAACGCCUAUUCUAAUUGUACUUCAGUGUAGAUUUACUGUAGUUGUGGAAUGGGGGGGAUCACUAUCUGCUGUCCAGGGAUUGCAUGAAACACAGAUGACACUCCCUAACUUCAAUCUUCACCCUGUGCUACUGUUUAUAAUUAUUACUGCUUUUUUUUGUGCUGAAACUUCUGAUGCUUCUAUUUAAGAUUCAUUCAGCUGCUGUGGAUAAAUAACGGACUAAAUACAAUGAAUGUAUCCACUUUAUCUCUGUAAUCUGCUCCUGACUACAGAACACAGUCAACUCUAACUUUUCAUUCUUAUCUCAGCAGAUGUUCUCAAGUGCUGCGAUAAACAUCUGCACUGAAUCACUCCACGGUCUGAGAAAUUGAAUUUCAUAUCUCUUUUUAUUACUUGAGUUCUUUUUUUUUCUAAAUAAGUGCAAAUUAUUUUCUCUGUAUCAUGACUGAUUUGCUGUAUUUAUUACUGUUAUUUUCUGGGGGUUUAUAUUGAUCAAGCUUUAGCAUGAAAUAAAUCACUACAUUUCAAAUCAUA